Messenger RNA from Rhodamnia argentea, 584 nucleotides. RefSeq lists its product as uncharacterized. The record is from RefSeq and is a predicted model, not a curated record. The transcript has 2 exons. NCBI's taxonomy places the organism in Eukaryota, Viridiplantae, Streptophyta, Magnoliopsida, Myrtales, Myrtaceae. Bases 96 to 443 code for a protein of 115 amino acids.
AAAAAAACAAGGGGGACAUUAAAAGAGAGAGAGAGAAGAAGAAGUAGAAGAAAGCCUGUGUUUCUUUUGAAGCGCGCGUACCAACUUGCACAAAAAUGGCAGUGGGCAACCAUCUCCGUCUCUACGCAUCGUCUCGGCCAUGGAAGAAGAUCUUCAACCCUCUAGCGCCGUCUCUGGCGUACUUGUGCCACACCAAGAAAUAUACCCAACAUCGUGACUCGGACGAGAGAGAGAGAGCGCCAUCUACGGCGGAAGAGUUCAGGCGAGUGGCGGAGGACAAGUUGAAGGAGGCGGAGGAGGACAAGUUGAAGGAGGCCGAGCAAGGGGUCGCGAGCCAGGUGUUCAAUAAGACGUACGACGGCACGGAAGAAGCGGUUCCAGGGGGUGGUGACCUCGAAUCGGUCAAGAAGAGGUAUGAGCAACAGGAAGAGAACGCUGACUAGAGCCGGAGAGGGAAGACCCGAGUCUUGUUCCCUAUACUUAAAUGUGGAUCAAGUGGUAUUUUGUUAUUUUAUUUAAAAAGUUUUGGAUGCACUAAGCUCGCUUACUUGUGAUUUUUGUUGUCAAAUCGGUCUUCUGUAGAA